Molecule: messenger RNA, 885 nt
Organism: Dimorphilus gyrociliatus
Lineage: Eukaryota; Metazoa; Annelida; Polychaeta; Dinophilidae
Source: the annotation of a GenBank genome assembly
AUUCCACCGUGGACAUUGCAAACGAAAAUGGCGAAUAAAGAGGAUACAUUACAAAAUCAGCAACAGAUUAUAAGAGGAGAAUUACCUCCUGACUUUCUGAGAUUCAACGUUUCUCGACAAGAUCAGCAAGUGGCAGCUGACGAACAAGCAGCACAAAUGUUACAAGCACAGUACGCUGGUUAUACAACAACCCCUAUAGCUGCUCCUAUUGCUCAAAAUCGUAUAAGCGUAACGAUUGUUGAGGCAGCACUGGUUAAAAAUUACGGACUAACAAAGAUGGAUUUAUACUGUCGAUUAAGAAUUGGGCAUUCUGUAUUUGAAACACAUACUAAUAACAGUGCGGGAAAAAAUCCAAGAUGGAAUAAAACUGUCCACUGUCUCGUCCCCCAAGGUGUAGAUUCUAUGUUUAUAGAGAUUUUCGAGGAGAGAACAUUUUUUUCAACUGACGAUAAAGUUGCAUGGGCUCAUGUUCUUAUUCCAGAAAGAGUAACUGUAAGUGGGGAUACAAUCGAUGAUUGGUAUCCUUUAAGUGGAAAGCAAGGAGAAAAGAAAGAGGGAAAUAUCAAAUUAGUCAUCAGCAAGACACAAAAUCCAAAUGUAAUGCCUUAUCCGCCCGCUCCACAAUUAAUGGUUAUUCCACAAGGAGGAUACUUCCCACCUCAAAUUGGUAUACAAACCCAUCAACAAGUCAUUCGCGGGGUUCCACAGCAACAUCCUCAGCAACAGCAACAAGUAGGUCCUUUAUACACGGAAGAAGAUAUCAAACAGUUAAAAGAUAUGUUCCCUGGAGUAGAUGAAGAUGUUGUCAAAUCAGUACUUCACGCUAAUCAAGGAAAUAAAGAUCGAGCAAUUAACGAUCUUUUGCAAAUGUCCCAAACUAAUUAA